Messenger RNA from Rana temporaria (common frog), 2045 nucleotides. RefSeq names its product vomeronasal type-2 receptor 26-like. NCBI's taxonomy places the organism in Eukaryota, Metazoa, Chordata, Amphibia, Anura, Ranidae. Gene Ontology annotation, cellular component: membrane. The record is from RefSeq and is a predicted model, not a curated record. Gene Ontology annotation, molecular function: G protein-coupled receptor activity. The transcript has 4 exons. The coding region runs from base 1 to 1992 and encodes 663 amino acids. Gene Ontology annotation, biological process: G protein-coupled receptor signaling pathway.
AUGGCAAGGCCCCUACGAGAUAAUGGAAAAAUUGAGCAAAGUGAAUUACAAGGUCAGACAACCAGGAAGGCAAAAGCCCAAACAGAUUUGUCACCAGCUCAGUCUGAUUGCAUGAUUCCUGAGGUUGGAAUAGCAGUUACCUUGUCAAAGCCCCAACAACAGGAGGUUAAGGAGUUUGUGCUUCGCAACAAAGAGGUUUUCUCUGAGCUGCCAGGACAAACGUUUGGGGUAGAGCAUGAUAUUAUCAGCCCGCCCGGAGAAAGGGUGAAGCUAAAACCCUAUUGCAUCCCAGAGGCCCAACAGGAGGCAAUACGUGAGGAAGUACAGAGAAUGCUUAAGUUAGGGGUGAUAGAGGAAUCCCAAAGUGAUUGGUCCAGUCCCAUAGUCUUAGUGCCUAAACCGGAUGGGAGCUGGCGAUUUUGUAACGAUUUUCGACAGCUGAACAAAGUUACAAAAUUUGACACCUACCCCAUGCCACAUAUAGAUGAGUUGAUCGAACGGCAGGGAACAGCCCGAUACAUGACAACUCUUGAUCUCACCAAAGGGUAUUGGCAAAUUCCCCUUGCCGAAUCGGCCAAGGAGGAGACCACGUUUGUAACCACAGAUGGGGCGUUUCAAUAUAAAAGAAUGCCGUUUGGGUUACAAAAUGCACCGGCAACAUUCCAGCGGAAAAUGGACCAGAUUCUGAGGCCCCAUCAGAAGUAUGCUGCAGCUUUCCUGGAUGAUCUGUCCCGCUAUGUAAAAGAAGUCCAGUACAAGGAUCAGAAUGGCGAGGUCAUGAUUUUUAAUGAUAAAGGAGAACUACCCAGACCACUGGACAUUGUAAAUUGGAUUACAAGAAUUAAAGGUAGAAAUAUCACUGAUUGGAUGCAUGUGGGUCACUUUGAUGGGUCCCUUUCAGAGGGUCAGCAACUUACACUAGAAACAGAGCAAAUAUCAUGGAAAGGAGACAAGGUCCCAAGAGGUCAAUGCUCCGAGGAAUGUCUUCCGGGGUUCAGAAAAUCUGUAAGAGAAGGAUAUCACCCAUGUUGUUAUAAUUGUGCUCCGUGUUCAGAAGGAGAAAUAUCAAACCAACCUGACAGUGAACUCUGCAAGAAGUGUCCUGAAAAUGAAUGGCCUAACAAAGCUAAAACUAUUUGUAGUGACAAGGUCAUAGAGUAUUUAUCAUACGAGGAGGACAUUCUAGUUUUAUUUUUUUCUAUAACUUCAGUCAUAUUUGCUACAACAUCUCUCCUUAUACUUGGACUAUUUGUUUGGUUUCGGAGCACUCCCAUAGUCAGAGCCAAUAACCGGAACCUCAGCUUCAUUCUGCUCCUCUCCCUCAUACUGAGCUUCCUUUCUGUAUUCCUGUUCCUUGGCCGUCCUGUGGAUAUUACCUGUAUGCUGCAACAAGUCACUUUUGGAGUUCCCUUCACCAUCUCAGCAUCUUCUAUCCUCGCCAAAACCAUCAUGGUCUUCAUUGCUUUUAAAGCCACCAGACCUGGAAGCUCUUGUAGAAAAUGGGUGGGAGUCAAACUUCCCAAUACAGUCAUGUUAUUCUGCUCAUCCAUUCAGGUUAUGAAUUGCAUUCUCUGGUUGUCCAUCUCUCCACCAUUUCAGGAGUAUGACAUGGACUCCUAUCCUGGGAAGAUCAUCAUUCAGUGUAAUGAAGGGUCAGUUAUCGGCUUCUACUCUAUGUUGGGUUAUAUGGGGUUUCUGGCAGCUGUGAGUUUUCUUCUGGCUUUCAUGGUGAGGACAUUACCGGACAGUUUUAAUGAGGCCAAGUACAUCACCUUCAGCAUGCUGGUGUUCUGCAGUGUCUGGAUUGCCAUGAUCCCAGCCUAUCUGAGCACCAGAGGGAAAUACAUGGUGGCUGUGGAGAUAUUCGCCAUACUGACCUCCAGUGCUGGAAUAUUAUUGUGUAUGUUUUCUCCAAAACUCUACAUUUUACUUUUCAAACCUGAACUGAACACAAGAGGGACAAUGCUGGGGAAGAGAAUGAUGGAAAUGUAACACAUUGAUUCAAUGUAUAAUGCUGUAGAUCAGAUUAAACAAAUUCAGUCAUA